Messenger RNA from Cryptococcus wingfieldii CBS 7118, 639 nucleotides. RefSeq lists its product as hypothetical. Bases 1 to 639 code for a protein of 212 amino acids. Lineage: Eukaryota; Fungi; Basidiomycota; Tremellomycetes; Tremellales; Cryptococcaceae. Gene Ontology annotation, molecular function: transmembrane transporter activity. The transcript has 3 exons. The record is from RefSeq and is a predicted model, not a curated record. Gene Ontology annotation, cellular component: membrane.
AUGGAUUACGUCUUCUCCGUGUACCAGAUCAACCUCAUCCCUACAGGUGGUCAAGCCCUGCAGAUCGUAGCCACUAUCGGUGCGGCCGCAUUGAGUGACCUUUUCAAGGCGCGACUCUCCAUGAUCGUCAUCAUCGCGGGUAUCGGUAUGCUCGGUCACAUCUUGCUCUCGGUAUGGGACAUUGGGUUCUCCGGUCAAUUUGCAGGGUACAUGCUCAUCUACUGUGCUGUCGACGCGGGCGCACUUUGUUUGACUUGGUUCUCCGAGAUCUGCAGUGCCGAUGCCGAGGUCCGAACCAUCAUUAUUGGUCUCGCGAACGGAGUUGGGUACACUUGGAUUGCGGGUUUCCCAUUCUUGAUGUAUCCAGCUUCUCAGGCUCCUCAUUACAAGUACGGCUACGAAAUUGGGGCUGGAUUCUACGCCAUCACCAUCACCGGCUGUACCGUCUUGGCUAUUCUGCUCAAGCGCUACGGCACGCCUUAUCAAAAUGUUCCUAAGUCUGGUGACAAAGAUGCCGAUCAAGGGUCUGAGGGGGAGGUUGGCGGAAACUCGCAGGACAAGGAGAAAGAGCUCGAUUUUGAGAGGACUGAGGCUGUUGCCCGACUUUCCCAUGGGAAUGAGAGAAACCAGCGUUCAUAG